Messenger RNA from Symbiodinium sp. CCMP2592, 2670 nucleotides. The record is from the annotation of a GenBank genome assembly. NCBI's taxonomy places the organism in Eukaryota, Dinophyceae, Suessiales, Symbiodiniaceae.
AUGCGAGAGUUCCCCGACGGGUGCACGAAAGGAUUCAAAUAUUGUGCGAAUAAGCCGUAUCCAGAGGAAGAACAUGAUUUGCGCUCAAAGCGACAUGUGCUCAGCAAUGGCAGAAGUAAGACGUGCCGCUUGCCUUCGGAUGCUUCCGAGGUCGCGGAUGCUGUGAAGGACACAGAGCUUCUUCGGAACACACUGCGCAACUUAGCUUUUUUCGAGACCUUCGAUGAUGACGCACUUCACUGCCUGAUCGAGGCCAUGGAAGUCUACGAGUUCCAGCACAGCGAGAAGGUCGUACGUCAGGGAGACACAGAUGGAACUCAUUUCUUCGUGGUCGCUCAGGGUGAGUUUUGUGUCCUCAAAGACAACAACCCUCAUUGUUACAUCGGGCCGGGGACAUCCUUUGGUGAGAGCGUUCUCCUGCUCUUCGGGGAACGGAAUGCGACGGUGUGUGCGAGAGGAUGUGCUCGAGCUUACGGCAUGGAGGGCAUGCAGGUGCGGGAGUUGCUCAGCAAGCAAUACGAGCAAAUGCGCCGUUCAGUCGUUGAGGCCACAGACGAGGUCUUGAAAUCCAAGCUUUGUGAAAUAUUGUCUGGCCUCAAUGGCUACGAACUGCAGAGCCUGUAUGAUCAGGUUGAGAUGAGAAGCUUUGACGAGGGAGAUACCAUUCUCAGCGAAGGAGAUUCUCCGAAGGAGGUCCUGAUCCUUUACAGUGGCCAAGUGGAGUCGUGGAAAGAUGCACAAGAUGCGGAAGCCGUUCCAAGGUUUCAUCUUAUUGGAGACUAUGCUCUUCCCUUCAAGGAUGAGGUUGUCUUCGAGCAACCGACAAACUUGAAAGCAGCAACUCCUGUCGAGGUGCUGGUGCUGAAGCGCAGCUUGCUGGACAACAUCUUCGGGGACCAACUGCAGCAGGUUCUUGUGAAGCACAGAGUGCUGCACGUGCUGGCAAAGCACCAGGAUUUCUCCCGCCUUCAUCAAGAGCAUCGAGAAGCCAUCGCCGGAUCUUGCCAGAUUCGCUGUCUUGCUGAAGGUUCGGUGCAAAGCUGGGAGGACGUGCGCAUGAUUGUGGCAUUAAACGGCGAAAUUGAAUUGAGGUUGGAAACUGGCCUACAGCAUUUACUCGGCUCCGCGUCUGAUUUGUUCGCUAUUCCGUACGAGCAACAGAAAACAUCAUUGCAGCUCAAAGCACUUGGAGAUUCCAAGCUGGCCGUUUGGCAACGAGAGGACUUGGGCAGCAUCCUUGCCUUUGAUGAUUUCGAUGGAGCGCUAGAGCAAGACAACAAGGUGCGAAGCCUUCGGUCAGUGUUCAUUUUUGCGACGCUCUCCAAGCAGCAGCUCCAACGUCUUGCAAAUGCGCUCCAGAUUCAGAUUGUGCGGAGCGGCAAGAGGGUCUUCUCUCAGGGUGACCAAGGAACGCAUUUCUACAUCAUCCGCAAGGGGGCAGUCAGCGUAGAGAUUGAUGGGCGCAUGAAACGGCGGCUCGGGGAUCCAGACUACUUCGGUGAGCGAGCGCUCUUGGGAAGUGAGAUUCGCAGCGCGAGCAUCACAGCACUGGAGGACACGGAGCUUUGGAAAAUGGGGAAGGAAACUUUUCAAGAAAUGAUGCAGGGCCCGUGCUUGGACUACCUGAAAGAUCGCAUUUCACUGCAGGAUACCAACCUGACCUUUCGAGAUCUCGAGUUCGUGCGCGUGAUUGGCCGCGGUGGCUUUGGUGUGGUCAAGAUGGUGAGGGCGAAAAAGACUGGAGUCAGGUAUGCCCUGAAGUGUGUCCGCAAGCGUGACGUCGUGGAAAAGAACGUGCAAGAUGCACUGGUCUCUGAGCUUAGCAUUUUGAAAGAGGUGGAUCACCCUUUCAUCAUCAAGUUUGUAAGAUCAUUUCGAAACGAGUCUCGGGUGUACUUCUUAAUGGAGCUGGUAAGCGGUGGUGAGCUCCUUGAUGCUCUGGAUGCCUUGGGGCUGCUGAAGUACUCGCAGGCUCUUUUCUACACUGGUUGCAUAGUUCUGGCACUGGAGUUUCUGCAUUCACGCCGCAUAGCCUACCUUGAUCUGAAGAGCGAGAACUGCUUGAUCGACCAACAGGGCUACCUCAAGAUGAUCGACUUCGGCAUAGCCAGGCGCAUCACCAACACAAGGUAUGGGCCUCUCAAGGGCACUCCGAUGUUCAUGGCUCCUGAAAUGAUUCUUGGCAAGGGCCACACGACUGUGGCCGAUCUCUGGAGUCUGGGCAUUUGCCUGUACGAAUUUGUCAUCGGCCACUUCCCGUUUGCAAGCAACUGUUCAAAUCAUGGCCAGAUUUUCCAUCAAAUCCUGAGAGCUGAGCUGCGCUUUCCCGAAUGGUUUGACAAGCAGCCAAUGGCAGAUGAAAUUAUCAGUUUGAUACGAGGCCUUCUUACUCGUGACCCGAAGAAACGGUUGGGUGCUGGUCACGAAGGAUAUACAAAACUCAAGGCACAUCCGUUCUUCAAGCACUUGUGCUGGGAAAAGCUUUUGGGUCGUGAGCAAGAGCCUCCAUUUGCUCCAACGAGUGAAACGUAUGCGGAGGAUAAAGAGAGAUCCGCAGGUUUGCAAGCAGUGGGAGACAGUUUGCCCACUGUGGAAGAGGAGGAGGCACGCUGCGCAGCGUCCGAAGACCCCUGGGAGGAUCCUGCACCAGGUUGGGAUGCAGACUUCUGA